Solanum tuberosum (potato) is the source of this 1514-nucleotide messenger RNA. Its product is annotated as non-functional pseudokinase ZED1-like. Bases 203 to 1375 code for a protein of 390 amino acids. Lineage: Eukaryota; Viridiplantae; Streptophyta; Magnoliopsida; Solanales; Solanaceae. Gene Ontology annotation, biological process: protein phosphorylation; cell surface receptor signaling pathway. The transcript has 2 exons. Gene Ontology annotation, molecular function: protein serine/threonine kinase activity; ATP binding. Gene Ontology annotation, cellular component: plasma membrane. The record is from RefSeq and is a predicted model, not a curated record.
AAUUAAUUAGCGUGCCGUAAUGGAUCUUGAUAAACAAUGGCAAUGAAAUGAAAGUGCUUGGAAACUCCAUCUUUUGUCAUUUUGUGUGGAAUUUAACGCAGGCGUCAAAGUAAGAAAGAGCAGCGGUACCUCACUACUUCCUUACUCAUUCAUUCCCACUGGUGAUGCCUUUUUGGAUCUAAUCUCAAUUCUGAAGCAAAUAAUGUCUUUCUUCAGGGAACUACUACUCACAAGGAAAACACUUUUUUCCUGUGUCUCUGCUGAAAAGCGGAAGAAAGAGCAUGAUUGUUAUUUACAGAAUGGAAGUGCGGUGCUUGAGGAGCUUCUUGCUUUAUGCGAUGGAAAUUGCAGAAUUCCCAUCCGUUACUUCUCUGCCAUAGAGAUCCACAAUGCAAUCAGACACUCUAAAAGCAAAAUGGACCUUUCUGAUGUGUCUAUGGUUACGGGAUUACUAGACAACCGCCCCGUUUUAGUUAGGUUCAAUACAUGUGAAUUUAACAAUAUCCACCGAGAUAUAGCGAUUACUGCUCAGAUGAGUCAUCUGAAGAAUGUGUUGAGACUUGUUGGUUGCUGUCUAGAAUUUGAACAACCAGUUAUGGUGUAUCAAUAUGUUGGGGCUAUAACUCUGAGCGAUCUACUUUUCAAAAAGGUUAAUCUUAAUAGAAAAUCGCUAUGUUGGGGAAAUAGAUUACGAGUUGCACGUGACGUCGCUUCUGCAAUCGUUUUCCUCCAUACUGAAUUUUCUACGCCCAUCAUCCACAGAAAUAUAAAGCCAUCUAAUGUGAUAAUAGAUGAGAAGAGCGGCGCUGCCAAAAUAUUGGACUUCUCACUCUCCAUAUCAUUACCUCCAGGGGAAUUGGAGGUAGUAGAUAUUGUGUGUGGAACAUAUGGGUAUAUAGCUCCAGAAAAUAUCGCCUCAGGUAUUAGUACUCAAAAAACUGAUGUCUACAGCUUUGGGGUUCUUCUGUUUGAGCUAUUAAUCGGAAAGAAAGUGUACGAUAUUAUGGAUCUCGUGGUGGAUUCUAUAAAUUCAGAAGAGACCAUAGAUUUUGGAGAAGACGCUAAAUCAAAUACUGAAGAGGGUAAUUCUAUGGAUAGAGUGGAUACUGCAAAUUCAAAAGAGACAACAGAUUUUAAAAAUGUUCCAACCAAUUACUCUGUCGAUCACUAUAUCAAAGAGGGUAAUGUACUGGAUAUUGUGGAUGCAACUAUCUUAGAAGAGCAUGGAAUUGAGAUUCAACAACAAUUGAAAGACUUCUCCGAUCUUGCUAGGAAAUGCAUAGCUGAAAACGGAGAUGAUAGACCAUACAUGAUUCAUGUCGCAAGGGAAUUAAGCCGAAUUGAAAAGUGUUUCCGUGCCCUCUCCCUUGGUUAAAAUUAAAUGUUUAUUUUAAUUCCUUGAAGUAUUUAUAUUAGGUUCCAAUUUCAAUGAAAUUCAAUUUGUUUGUACCCACAUAUAUAUGUUGACCAAAAAAUAAUAUCUGCAGACAAUGAAAUUGCCUAUCUGAUCUUUA